AUGGAAAAAGAAGUUACAGAAAAGGUGGAAGAAGUGUUAGUUGAGAAUAAGAAGUUGGAAGAUCGUGAAAAGAAGUUGGAAAAACGUGUCAAAUCUAUCGAAGCUGAAAACUCAUCUUUGUUGCAAAGAGUUGAAUCUGAUCAAGCAGAUAUUGAUAUUCUUAAAGUACGAAUAGCAGAGCUAGAAGAAGAAAAAGCUAGAAGAGAUGACCAAAAUGAAUAUUUCAAGCUAAAGAACAAAGAAUUGGAUGCCAACAACGCAAAGAAAGAACAUGAAAUGUAUAUGAUGAAUAAAGUGUUGGAGAAUUUGCUCGGAAAGCCUGUUGAACAAAGAUUUGAAGAGAUCGAGCUUGAAGAAGUCCGAGCUAGUCGUAAAGCUGAGAUUAAAGCAGAAAUGAAGAACAAGGGUAAAGGCAUUCAAGUUGAAGUUUCUGGUGUAUUUUAUGAUGAUGUAGAAAUUGAUGAUGUAGUAGAAGAUGAUGAAGAAGUAGAUGAUGAUGAGGUUAAAAAAGAUGAUGCAGACGAUGUGUUUUCUGCAAGUAGUCAUGAUGAUGAUGAUGGGAAUGAUGACGACGAUCAAGGUACUUCAGGCAUCAAAGUUACUGAAGCGUCGAAUGAAGAGAAUGUUGAUGGUUAUCUUCAUGACGAUGCUAAUGAAGAACCAGAGAAUACUGAAAGUGAGGGGGAGCCUGAUGAUACAAAGAAUGCUGAUGGUAGUGAUGAUCAUGUUGCAAGACUAAUUCUACGUCUUGAACAUGGAGUAGAGGAAGGUGAAAUCUUGCACACUUAUACGUUAGCUGAGUACUUAGAAAUGACGUAUGUCGAUGAAAAUUCUUUCAAGUUUGAUUUUGAAGAAGAACUGAAUCAGUUCGACAUCAAUCAGCAGCCCGAUUAUCAUUAUAAGUAUGUUGAAGAUGCUGAUAUCUAUGACAGGGUUGAAGUUGAAGAUUGGAGUGAUGAGGAUCAAUCUGAAAGUGCUCACAUUGAUACUACUAACUUUCCUACGCUUGCUGAGUUCUUUAGUCAAGCGAAUGAAGAUGAGUGUAGGAUCGGACUUCGACCUAAAUGA
This is a messenger RNA of Helianthus annuus (common sunflower), 1068 nucleotides long. Its product is annotated as histone deacetylase HDT2-like. The transcript is spliced from 3 exons. Lineage: Eukaryota; Viridiplantae; Streptophyta; Magnoliopsida; Asterales; Asteraceae. The record is from RefSeq and is a predicted model, not a curated record. Bases 1 to 1068 code for a protein of 355 amino acids.